Molecule: messenger RNA, 6347 nt
Organism: Melanotaenia boesemani (Boeseman's rainbowfish)
Lineage: Eukaryota; Metazoa; Chordata; Actinopteri; Atheriniformes; Melanotaeniidae
Exons: 27
Coding region: 395-5635 (1746 amino acids)
Molecular function (GO): protein binding
Source: RefSeq, a predicted model, not a curated record
UGUAUCAAUUAUAAUACAUACAGCAUGAAAGGGUUCAUUCCUAAUGGAACAGCCCUGGUGUACAGCUCCAGUCUGGGUAUCUGGGAAGUCUUAUUUCUUUCCUUGUGUGUGGGUGGCUUUUAGUGGGCCGCCCGGGUCUAAGAGAAGCCUGAACCGCCACUGCAGCCGCAUCGUUAGCAAACUGUAUCAUACAAGGUCUUUACUUCUGAAGUCUCGGUCUCGAGCCUUCCGGGUUGUCCUCGCGAGGUUGAUGCUAGCUGACCCCAGUGUGGGGCGUGUGUUUGUUGUGUGUCCUGGUCGCGGAGUGGACACCGGACUCAGCCUUCACCCGGCAGAGGGACCGCAGGAGCCGGGACGGACGUGUCCUCCGCGGACUUGUGUUUUCUGAUGAACCAUGAGUUCGGUGUGGAAGCGGUUUCAGCGGGUCGGAAAGAGAGCCUCAAAGUUUCAGUUUGCUGCUUCCUUUCAAGAACUGAUAGUAGAAUGUACUAAUAAAUGGCAACCCGACAAACUGAGAGUGGUGUGGAUUAGAAGAAACAGACAUCACAGCACAAAGCUCCACAGCUGGCAGCCAGGGAUACAAAACCCCUACAGGGGCUUGGUGAUUUGGCAGGUUCCAGAGAGUUUGAACAUUACCGUCACUCUCUUCAAGGAACCUGCUGCAGAAGAGUUUGAAGACAAGGACUGGACGUUUGUCAUUGAAAAUGAGACAAAAGGCCGCAGGAAGGUGUUGGCUUCAGCUGAUGUGAACAUGAAGAAGUAUGCCAGCGCUACGCAGGCCCAGUAUGACGUCACACUGAAGCUUAAACCUCUGUCUGUGAAGGUGGUUGAAGCUACGCUGAAAUUCAGCCUGUCCUGUGUCUUUCUGAAGGAGGGCAAAGCCACGGAUGAAGACAUGCAGAGUUUGGCCAGUUUGAUGAGUAUGAAGCAGAGCGAUGUUGGAAACUUGGAUGAUUUCAAUGACAGCGAUGAUGAGGUCGGCGAGGAGAGAAGGGCCAGCUUUGGAAGUGGACAAACUCUUCAUGUUACUGCCUGUGCUUCCUCUAAUGGUAAAGUUCAGGAUCUGGCUCGGAGGCCUGAACAUGAAUCAGACUCCUCAGAGAUGGAUUGGAAAAGGUUCUGCAGCAUUUCCCCAACCAUCUUGGCAACAUCUCAUCCUCCUCCUGACCCUGUAGACCCUUCUGGUCCACCAUCUUUACUGCAAACACACACACAACCACCUCCAAGCACUUCUCUGCAACAUCCACCUUCCCACCAUUCCCACUCACUUCCAGCCUUUGUAUGUCCUCGACCUCCUGCACUUCCCAGAAUCUUCCAGCCAAGAGCCGGAUCAGCUCCACGGAGGCCCCAUAGCUUCCACAGUGACUCCUUUCCGGCUGAGGCCCUGGCCUUCUCUACACUUGCCCCUCUCAAAGCCCUCUCCACCUCUUCUCUCUCAUCUUCCUCUGAUCCAUCCUUCCAUCCUCCCACUUUCUCUGAUUCCUCACAAACAGCUCUGCUCAGAUCCUUGCCUCCUACAUCUUUGGCUCCCAGACAGCCAAAACCUCGCCCCACCUCUUUGGGGGGGUUGGGCUGUGCCCUGACCAGACCCACCAGUCUCCCAUCUGCCCCUGAGAGAGCUUCGUGGCAGACUGAAUGGAGACCCCCUAAAUCUCAAGCCCCUCUAUCACAGCCUGCCCUCUCACCCAAGUCCCUACGUCUCUCUGCCAGUGAUCCUGGACAACCUGCAGUGCGACAGAAAAAACAGAGACUAGAGAUGACAUCUCCAUCCUCUCCACCCCCUGCUCAGUCUUUGUAUCAGAAACAGGGAGAGGCUGGAUGUGUUUCCUCCUGGACACCUCAUACCACCCCUUCACCCAGCCCUCUUAGUCCGUUAUCUGCCCCUCUGCUCUCUGGGGCUUCUACUUUACCCCAAACUGCCUCUGUCUGCCCAAGUAGGCAGGAUGCAGAAUUUAAAAGACAGCUGAGCACUCUUAAUGAAGAGGACACACAGAGUUCAGCCCCUACAGCUGUUGAGCCCAGAGCCUCGAUCAGCCCGAGGAUGAAGCUGUCUACAUCAUCAGAGUGGAGAACUGGGGGCGUCAACACACCAAGCCUUGAACAAAGAAGCUUGGAAGAAAUGUCUGCUACUUCCUGUCAGCCUGCAUCAAAUGAAUCACUUACAGAUGUCAGUAAAAAUAAAAAAGAAUUGUUGGAUGCACCCAUGGACACGUCCUCAGAUGAUCAAAACAAUAGUCCUAGUACUACUACUAGUACUACUUGUGAGCUGAUUAAGUAUACAGUUUUUUAUGACAAAGAAAGGGUUAGCAAUCAAGCGAGAGUCUACUCAGGUGACCAUAAACACAAAGGGGAUCCUAAAUCUGUACAAAUAUCCAAGACUGCAUCUACUCCACAAAAAAUGCCGCCUUAUAACCUUCUGCAACAUGCUACUGCACAAAUACCUGUUCUGUUAACUGAUCACCAUGAAAAUUUAAAAGCCCAAAUUGAUUCUGCUUUACAAACUGAUUUUUUAAGUCCCAAGCCUUGUGAAAGAAGUUCUGAUGUCUCAGCUGCUCUUGAAUCAUUGCUGAACAUUGAUGAACCAAGUCAAAGAGACACUGAAACAAUUCCUUCCCUACUGACAGAGAAAGAUCUGACAACCAAACCACAAUGUCAAGUCUUGGAGUUAGCUGAAAGUCCAUCUCCACAGACAGAGACAGACUAUACAAGCUCAAAGGACUUAAGGAAAACCUCUUUUUCUCUUGAAUGGCCCAAGAAAGACAUCACAACAUGUACCCAGGCCUCUUCUUACACAAUUUCCCCCUUGGAAACAAAGCCAGAGCCAGAUGUGUUACGUGUUGAAGAUACAAUCAUAAAGAGGAUUUGUCUCCCACAACACAAAAGCAAAUCUGGUGGAGUGAACAGUGACAGGGGAAAUUCUGCAGAAAAGUCAAAUAUUGCCUACAAAGAGUGUGAAAAACCAGUCCAAUUUGAGACCGUUGCAACUGGUGAUAUGGAAGAAACAAGGCAGCCAGCAGUAGUUGGUAACAAAUCUGUUAUGUUCAGCAUCGAAUCUCAGAAAACGGAGGCUGCACUGAAGACAGGAGAUACAGAGAGAGUCAAACAAACAUCAAAUCCUGUCCCAAGACCACGUUUGAGGAAACGCAUCCCAUCUACAGAGAUAGCAUCUCAGGUUUACUGUGGUGAAGAAGUUCAAACAAUAGGGAAAGGUGGCCUUUCAUCCUUUCCUCCCGCAGACAAAGAACCAUUAGAAGUGGAGAAAAGUAAAGGCCUUCAUGUUACUUUAAAUGAUGGAUCUUCAUCUACUGAAAAAGGGAGUGGUACAUUUACCCUUGAGACCAGUGUUCUUGCAGAGUAUGGUGAUAAUUCCGUAAAGAGAAAGAGACCACAAGUCUUACCUGUACCAAGAGCAAAAAUAAAGAAACCUCUCUGUGAUUUGUUCCCACGGGACUCUGCUGUUUCUGGAUCACCACUUUCCUGCCAGUCAGAGAUCAUGGCUGACAGUAAACAGCCAACUUUUCCUGUCCCAUUACCUCGGAUCAAAAAAAAUCUGAAAACAACUUAUGUAGACAGAGCACCACCUGGAGACAGUAUAUAUCCCAAAGAAAAGCAGUUGUCUGAGACAAACCCUGAUGAUCCAGCUGUCAUGUACAGGGAAGCAAAGGAAUGUUCCACAUCCCUGGAUUCAAGUGUGACCUCCAAAGAAGAUUUUGUUGCAAAUCAAAGUGAAGAUGACAAGUUGUUACUGUUGGAAAGUGAAAUGAGAGCAGUGAUGCAAGAAGUAUGUAUUGAGUCACAGACUGUAAAAAAUCCAGAAUGGUCUCACGAUGAAAUCACUGAAGGCUGGACUUUCACAAAUAAAGCAGUGGACUCAGAGAAGGCUGCAGGAGCAGUCCUGGAAGCAGCAGUCGAUAGGUUUACUGUUGAAUCUUCCCAGGACAACUGGCUCCAUGUUGAGCAUGGAAACAGUAAGCUAACAAACAGAAACACAAGGAGUGAAGUGGGGGAUGAAGAGUUCGACUUUGGCUUUGUGUCUGUUGAUAAGGCUGCUGAUUGUUCUGAGAAUCACAGGCAGUCGGAAGCAGGAGAAUCCUCAGGUCAGCCUGUACCAAUUCCUCGAGGGAAGAAGCGCUUAAGCGGUUCGUCGUUAAGCGACCCCAAGUCCCGGCUAGUCGAAGUCCACCAAACCAACGAACCAGCAACCCCUCAGAAAAGACCUGCAGAUGGGGCAGCCUCUCUGGAUAGUUUUUCGGCCAGUCCCAGUUUGGUCACAUCCUGUCAGUCUCUUCUGGAGUGGUGUCAGGAGGUCACACAGGGUCACAAAGGAGUGAAGAUCACCAACUUCAGCACUUCCUGGAGGAGCGGCCUGGCGUUCUGCGCCAUCUUACAUCACUUCCAGCCUGACAAAAUAAAUUAUGAACUCCUGGACCCGUACGACAUCAAGUUCAAUAACAAAACGGCUUUUGAUGGAUUUGCCGAGCUUGGUAUUACCCGACUGAUGGAGCCUUCAGACAUGGUCAUGCUUGCAGUGCCUGACCGCCUCAUCAUCAUGACCUACCUCAACCAGAUCCGCACCCAUUUCACAGGCCAGGAGCUCAGUGUUCUUCACUUAGACAAGGAUAGCAGCGGGUCCAACUAUGCGGUAUCAGGAGGCAGAGAGGUCCAAGACGACCCAGAGGCAACUGUUCGCUACUGCACCCAGAGACUACAGGAGGAAGGUAUAAGCCUGGACAUUAUUGGGAAUGUAAGCACAGCAGAGAAUGAAAGCAAGAGUAGUAAGGACAUGGUCCCACCUCCCAGAACCAAACGAUUGCAACCUCCCGUGGCAGGGGGUGCUGGUGGGGCUCAGUCUCCAGUGGCACCGCCAAGGACUCAUUUCCUUUCCAAGUCAGGCUUUUCUCAUGUCAAAGAUGCCGAUCUGGUCAAGAAGCGCAGGUCACAGCGCAGGAGUGGGUCAGUAGAAGAAGGAGACAUAUUGGCGGGGGUUUCAGGGCAAGACCGGAGGAAGUCAGACACUGAGGGAACUGAGUUUGUAGAAGAAGAGGAGAGGCCUGAAGGCCAGGACCCUAACCAGUAUGUGUUGAGUCAGAUGGAAGCCCUGGAAGCAGAACAAAAACACAUUGAUAAUCGGGCCGGUGUGGUGGAGAGGAAACUCAGACAGUUAAUGGAAACAGGUAGCGACAAGACAGAGGAAGAGAGGCUGAUUCAGGAAUGGUUUACACUAGUCAACAAGAAGAACGCUUUAAUCCGGAGGCAGGAUCAUCUGCAGCUCUUGUCUUUCUGGACCCUCUUCAGAGCAUCUUUGUCCCCUGAUCUGAAGACCCUCUUCUUCUCAUUUAGCAGGGCCUUCAGGCUAGAAGAACAAGAUUUGGAAAGAAGAUUUGAGCUGUUAAACAAAGAGCUGAGAGACAUGAUGGCAAUAGAAGAAUGGCAGAAGACUCAGGUCCAUAAACACCGGGAGCAGCUGCUGCUGCAGGAGCUGGUGUCUCUGGUCAACCAGAGGGACGAGCUGGUCCAUAACAUAGAUGCUAAGGAGAGAGGAGCUCUGGAGGAGGAUGAACGCCUGAAGCGUGGCCUGGAGCAGCGAAGGAGAAAGUACACUAAACAGCAGAAAGAAAAAUGCAUCAUGCAGUGACUCCCACCCUUUGCCACCGAAUCCUGAAGCAUCUCUUUGAAAGAAAGCAGGUCAAGACAAAGAACAGAAAGACACAGUGGCACCCAGUCCUCUUUUAACUUCGGGUGUUUGGUGUGGCUUUAAAUCAGCUGUACGAGGGUGUGUCUACCACAAUUUGUUCAGGCUCAGUGGAAACUUAAAUGCCUUUUGAUUUUACCAAAUUGUGGCUAUGACCUCUGUUUUAUGAAACAACGAUCACAAUCUUUUAGGAAAGGGUUAUAGAAAGGCAUUAUUAUUAGGUUCAGUUGAAGGCUGAUUUAAAAUGGGAGCUGAGAAAGGAGAGUAGGGUGCCACUAAGGAAAUGUUUGAGUCAGUUUUAUAGAUUAUACAUAUUUAAUUUAGUUUUCUGAUAAAGUGAAGUAUAACAUAACACAGAUGUAGUUGUUUCAGAUGAAAAUGAAGAUUUGAACGUUUCUGUAUUAGUAAAGCUUCACAUGUCUAAAGAUUAAUCAGUUAGCAGCUUCUUCAUCGCCUUUGCUCUGAAAAGUCUGGACCUGAGAUCUUAUCCUUGUUAAAAUUUGAAGUCCUUCUGUCGCAGGUUGCUGCCACUCGAAGCUCCUUUUUGUAGAUUUAUUACAGUUUUUGAUUUGUUGUUGAAACAUUUUUAUUUUGUGGCUUUAAUAUUUAAUUUGCACAGUUUGACAAGUUUGGAUUUAUAAAAUAUUUGAAUGCC